AUGGGUAGGAAAUUCGCCAAUAUCGCAGCUGAAAAGCCCUUCAAGAAUUCAGGUAACGAACCUAAGACUGGUAUUUUCGCUGAUAUCAAGAAUGAUUUGAUUGCUAUGGCUGGAGAAUUCAUUGGUACUAUCUUGUUCCUUCUCUUCGCCUUAGGAGCAGUCCAAACCGCAUCUACCAAUACCAGUUCGAAUUCAAACUCCAGCGCAGAUGAAGCGGCAGGUACAGCACCAUCAGGAAGUGAUAGUAACAAGCUCUUGACAUACUACUACGUCUCAGCAGCGUUUGGUCUCUCGCUCUUUGCUACAGCCUCGAUCUUCUACCGAUUCACAGGAAGUAUCUUCAACCCAUCUGUAUCUUUGGCUUUAUGCUUGAUCGGCGCGGUCAAACCUUUACGAUUCAUUCUCGUAUCACUAGCUCAGAUGGUAGGAGCUAUCGUAGCUUCAGCUAUCCUUGAUGGUCUUACCCCAGGAGCGCUGGCAGUCAACGUCAGCUUGUCAAAUGGUACCAACCGUACACAAGGAUUGUUCAUCGAGAUGUUCACUACUGCCACUUUAGUAUUGAGCGUAUUGAUGCUUGCUGCUGAAAAACACCUUCUCACCCCUUUCGCUCCACUCGGUUUUGGUUUCACAUUAUUCAUCGUUAUGCUUUUCUCUAUCGCUUUCACAGGAGGUGCAGUCAACACUGCGAGAGCUUUUGGUCCUGCUUGUAUCCAAGGGUUCCAAAACUAUCACUGGAUCUAUUGGCUCGGUCCUACUCUUGGUGCUUUGUUAGCUACAGCAUUUUACGUAUUCCUCAAAGAGGUCAAAUACUGGCGAAUCACUCCAGGACAAGAUUCCACAGAUAAUCACUCCUCACCUAAGGUCCACCCUGUUACGUCAAGAAUGUCUCGAAACAGGAACGAUUCAGGUUCGACUGCAAUCGAUAAUGGUAAUGGGAAUACUGAUGGACCAAGGGGACAUGAGGCCGUAUAA
Messenger RNA from Kwoniella botswanensis, 972 nucleotides. RefSeq lists its product as uncharacterized. Gene Ontology annotation, molecular function: water channel activity. Gene Ontology annotation, cellular component: plasma membrane. Gene Ontology annotation, biological process: transmembrane transport; water transport. Lineage: Eukaryota; Fungi; Basidiomycota; Tremellomycetes; Tremellales; Cryptococcaceae. The record is from RefSeq and is a predicted model, not a curated record. The transcript is spliced from 10 exons. Bases 1 to 972 code for a protein of 323 amino acids.